AUGCCGAGAGACGAUUUCGCGAUAUCUGACCGAGUUUGUGUGCUCAUGCCUCUGCAGAAGAUGCACGUGUACAAGAAAACGCUCCAGGCGAUGAUCUACCCAAUAUCCUCGACGACGCCUCACAACUUCGUAACCUGGACCGCCACCUCGCCGACGUACUGCUACGAGUGCGAGGGAUUGCUCUGGGGAAUUGCUCGUCAAGGCGUGCGCUGCAUGGAAUGCGGUGUAAAGUGCCACGAAAAGUGCAAAGAUCUGCUCAAUGCUGACUGCCUGCAGAGGGCCGCGGAGAAAAGUUCCAAGCACGGGGCCGAAGACAAGGCCAACAGCAUCAUAACCGCCAUGAAGGAACGGAUGAAGCAGAGGGAGCUUGAGAAGCCUGAAAUUUUCGAGCUUAUUCGGUCAGUAUUUGGAAUCGACGACAAAGAGCACCAGAAAUAUUUAACCUCAGUGAAGCAAUCAGUGCUGGACGGCACCAGCAAGUGGUCCGCUAAAAUCGCCAUCACAGUCGACCCGGAUACACACAUUGACAGCCUAGAGCAGGCGGAGAUGAUCGUCCUCGAGGGUACCAGCAAGUGGUCGUGCAAGAUCGCCAUCACAGUUAUCUCCGCGCAAGGACUUAUCGCCAAAGAUAAAAGCGGCACUUCGGAUCCUUAUGUCACUGUUCAAGUUGGAAAAGUUAAGAAACGAACGAGAACGAUAACUCAAGAACUGAAUCCUACUUGGAACGAGAAAUUUUAUUUCGAGUGCCACAAUUCAUCAGACCGCAUAAAAGUCCGCGUGUGGGACGAAGACAACGACUUGAAAUCAAAACUGCGGCAGAAACUAACCCGGGAGAGCGAUGACUUCCUGGGACAGACGAUCAUUGAGGUGCGAACCCUCAGCGGAGAAAUGGACGUCUGGUACAACUUGGAAAAGCGAACCGACAAAAGCGCAGUCUCGGGCGCCAUUAGACUCCACAUCAGCGUGGAGAUUAAGGGAGAGGAGAAGGUGGCGCCUUACCACGUCCAGUACACCUGUCUCCACGAGAACUUGUUCCACAGCCUUUGCGAGGGAAAUGACGGCAAUGUGAAGCUACCCCAGGCAAAGGGCGACGACGCCUGGAAGGUCUACUUCGAGCCUCCUGGAGAAGAGCUCGUGGAUGAAUUCGCGAUGCGCUACGGAAUUGAGAGCAUAUAUCAAGCCAUGACGCACUUCCACUGUUUGUCAACCAAGUACCUGUGUUCAGGAGUUCCGGCAGCGAUGUCAGCGCUUCUGGCGAACAUUAACGCUUACUAUGCACACACGACUGCGUCAUCAGCUGUCUCGGCUAGCGACAGAUUCUCCGCUAGCAAUUUCGGGAAAGAAAAAUUCGUGAAACUUCUGGACCAGCUGCACAACACGCUGCGUAUUGAUCUGUCGAUGUUCAGAAACAACUUCCCAGCAUCCAGACCAGAGAAGCUGCAGGACUUGAAGAGCACGGUGGACCUGCUGACGAGCAUAACCUUCUUCCGAAUGAAGGUCCAGGAGCUGACGAGUCCACCAAGAGCUAGCACAGUGGUGAAAGACUGCGUGAAAGCUUGCUUGCGGUCGACGUACCAGUUCCUGUUCGAGCACUGCUACGAGCUGUACAACAGGGAGUUCCAGGUGGACCCGAACGAAGCUAAGCGGGAUCCUAAUGACCACGGCCCGGUCCUGGACUCCCUGGACUUCUGGCACAAGCUGAUCGCGCUGAUUGUCUCGGUGAUAGAGGAAGACAAGAACAGCUACGGUCCUGUGCUCAAUCAAUUCCCUCAAGAGCUGAACAUCGGUCAGCUGUCCGCCGCUACCAUGUGGUCACUCUUCGCAGUGGACAUGAAGUACGCCCUCGAGGAGCACGAGCAGUACCGACGGUGCAAGUCUUCCGAGUACAUGAACCUCCACUUCAGGGUGAAAUGGCUCCACGCCAACUACGUCAAGGACGUUCCACCGUACAAAGGCGCAGUUCCUGAGUACCCAGCCUGGUUCGAGCCUUUCGUUAUGCAGUGGCUCAACGAGAACGAUGACGUUUCACUCGAAUAUCUCCAUGGUGCCUUUAAUAGAGAUCAAAAGGACGGGUUCAUAAAGAGCAGCGAGCACGCCCUUUUCAGUGUAUCAGUAGUAGACGUAUUUACCCAAUUAACGCAGUGCUUCGACGUCGUUUCAAAACUGGAGUGUCCUGAUCCGGAAAUCUGGAAGAGGUAUAUGAAGAGAUUCGCCAAGACUAUUGUUAAAGUCUUGAUGUCUUACUCGGAUAUCGUAAAACGAGAGUUUCCAGGCCACCUUAAGGAUGAAAGAAUUGCGUGCAUCCUGAUGAACAACAUUCAGCAGCUGCGAGUCCAGCUGGAGAAGAUGUUCGAAUCAAUGGGAGGAGAAAAACUAGAGGAAGACGCGGCAAAUAUCCUAAAAGAACUCCAGCAACAAUUAAACACCGCGCUGGAUGAACUAGCGGUACUCUUCGCCAGGAGCUUGGAACCGAGAAUAACUGUUUCCGUCCGCGAACUCGGGGACUUGCUCUUGGCGAUAAAAGGCGGAGGGCAGGUUAACUUACAACAGGCCGCGCAGAGAGACGCGGUCGCGAUGGAAGCCGAUGAUGUCCUCAGGCCGCUUAUGGACCUUCUGGAUGGAAGUUUGUCGCUGUAUGCCCAGUCUUGCGAAAAGACGGUGCUUAAGCGGCUGCUCAAGGAACUCUGGAAGAUUGUCAUGAGAAUUCUUGAGAAAACUGUUGUGCUGCCACCUAUGACUGAUAAGAACGUCGCAUUAGACACGAUAAAGCAAUACUUCCACGCGGGAGGUAACGGCCUGAAGAAAAACUUUUUAGAGAAAUCCGCAGAGCUCCAGAGUCUGAGAUACGCCCUCAGUCUGUACACGCAGACGACGGAUACUCUCAUCAAGACCUUCGUCACCUCUCAGCUCAACCAGAUGCCCCUGAACAACGCAACAACCCUACGUCAACGUCAACGUUCCGUGAGCAGUGAUAGGGGCGACGAUGGUGAUGACGACGGAAUGGAAGGGUUAGAAGAGCCCCUUCGUCAAAGUAAACCGCCGCCUCUUAGACGUGAAAGUCGACAAGACACACUAGAUGGCGGAGCGGUAGGAGAACUGAGUCUCCAGGUGGACCUGUUUACUCAUCCUGGCACCGGGGAACAGAAGAUAACCGUCAAAGUGUCGCAAGCGAAUGAUCUGAAAUGGAACCCGCAGUCCUUCAAACCUUACGUGGAGGUUAAUUUAAUAGGACCCCAUCUAGCGGAGAAGAAACGGAAAUACGCGACUAAAUCUAAGAGCGGAACGUCGCCGAAGUUUAACGAAACUUUCCAUUUCAUGAUUGGAAACGAUCAACAACUGCUGGACUACUUAGAGCUGCACGUGUGCGUAAAAGACUACUGUUUCGCGCGACCGGAUAGCUUAGUAGGUGUCGCUGUGAUCCAGCUGAAGGACAUCGCCGAGGAAGCGUCGCGUCCUUACGUCCUAUCUCUUGGAAAACGAAUCCAGAUGGACGAAACCGGAUGGACGAUUUUGCGCAUCCUCUCCCAGCGAAACAACGACGAGGUUGCUAAAGAAUUCGUAAAACUAAAGAGCGACAUCCGCCAGGAGAACCAGCAACCUAACCCCACCUGA
Molecule: messenger RNA, 3612 nt
Organism: Cotesia congregata
Lineage: Eukaryota; Metazoa; Arthropoda; Insecta; Hymenoptera; Braconidae
Source: the annotation of a GenBank genome assembly